AUGCAGACACCUUACUCAACGUGUGAUGUUUUUCUGGACGCAUUUCCACAACCAAACAACUGGCUUAGAACUGAUCCCAUCGAAGUCCACAGUGGGGUGAAAACAGUCUUUGUUACCAUCCAGUACCGAACAAGAAACUGUUCGUCACUUUUGACCAAAGGAGGGAAUUAUUGCACAAAUUAUUUCCACUUAUACGAACAUCAGUCCUGGCAACCAGCGGAACUCGACCCUCUAACAAACAAUGCUAGUUAUGACAAGAUUGCGAAAACAGCUCCGUCAGCUCUUGGCAUCAGAGUGUCUCAAAAGUUUCGUGUAGAAGUUAAAAGAAAGUACAUCGUUUUGGCAUUUCAUGACCAGGGUUCAUGUAGUGCUCUUUACUCCGUCACUGUUAGUUAUUACGUCUGCCCAAGAUCGACUCAAGUUAGUAGCUUGGUUUCCCUACCACAAACAAUAGCUCCAGCAAACAACUCAAAGUCAGUUGAAGUUGGUUGUGUUACUGAUGCCCUUAACAAGCAAGGCACUCUAAGCCUGGAUUGUCAGAGCGAUGGGGUCUGGAACAUCAGUUCACUUAAUGGAAGUUGUAUAUGCCCGGAGGGGAUGGAAAAUGCAGUAGGAAAAUGCGAAGGUAUACCAGGUUAA
This is a messenger RNA of Stylophora pistillata, 639 nucleotides long. RefSeq names its product ephrin type-A receptor 4-like. Gene Ontology annotation, molecular function: protein binding; ephrin receptor activity; ATP binding. Lineage: Eukaryota; Metazoa; Cnidaria; Anthozoa; Scleractinia; Pocilloporidae. Gene Ontology annotation, cellular component: plasma membrane. The record is from RefSeq and is a predicted model, not a curated record. Gene Ontology annotation, biological process: protein phosphorylation; cell surface receptor protein tyrosine kinase signaling pathway.